CAGGGCCAGGACGGGCUUGGCGGCGGCUGCGCAGCUCAGCGGGGGCUGUGGCCGGGUGGCUCCGCGGUCUUGGAGGGGAGACGCCGCGAGCUGUGGGCGACCCUGACUUCCAGCUCGGUGGCUGGGCCGGAACGUGUCAGCGGCGGCGAGGAAAGGACCAUUUUCUUCCUGGAUGUUUCUUAAGCUGUCUGGUGAUGCAAGAGAAGUAUUUGUGAAGUUAUAAUGGAUUUUACACAUCAUCAUAACGAAAACUGGCUUAAUAGCAGCAUCUUUGCUUGAGGAGAAUAAGUAUAAUCACAAAUAACCAUGACAACUUCUCAUAUGAAUGGACAUAUCACAGAAGAUUCUGACAAUGAAUCAAAAAAUGUGGAUCUUGCAUCUCCUGAGGAACCUCAGAAGCACAGAGAAAUGGCUGUUGAUUGCCCUGGGGAUUUGGGCUCCAGGAUGAUGCCCAUGCGACGAAGUGCUCAACUUGAGCGAAUCCGUCAGCAGCAGGAGGACAUAAGGCGCAGAAGGGAAGAAGAGGGAAAGAAACAAGAACUGGACCUCACUGCUUCCAUGAGGCUAAAGAAACUAGCACAAAUUCCUCCUAAAACUGGAAUAGAUAAUCCAAUAUUUGACACAGAAGAAGGAAUUGUUUUGGAGAGUCCUCAUUAUACUGUGAAGACACUUGAGGUGGAAGAACUGUUAACUUCUCUUAAGCAUAUCCAGCACGUUUUGGUAGACCCUCAGAGCCAAGAGGAUAUUUCUCUCAUUUUACAGCUUGUUCAAAAUAGUGAUUUUCAGAAUGCAUUUAAGAUACACAAUGCUGUUACCGUGCACAUGAACAAAGCCAGCCCUCCAUAUCCUCUCAUCUCCAAUGCACAAGAACUAGCACAAGAGGUACAGACUGUUUUGAAACCCAGUCACCAAAAGGAUGGGCAGGAGCUGAAUGCUUUGCUGAAUGCCCCUCACAUGCAGGCACUCCUACUGGCUCAUGAUAAGGUUGCGGAGCAAGAAAUGCAGCCUGAGCCUGUGACAGAUGAAAGAAUUUAUGAGAAUGUUGGUGUGUAUGGAGGGGAGACAGUCAAAAUAGUUCGCAUUGAGAAGGCUCGGGAUAUUCCAUUGGGUGCUACUGUUCGCAAUGAAAUGGACUCUGUUAUCAUCAGUCGGAUAGUGAAAGGAGGUGCCGCAGAGAAGAGUGGGCUGUUACAUGAAGGGGACGAAGUUCUGGAGAUUAAUGGCAUUGAGAUUCGUGGAAAAGAUGUUAAUGAAGUUUUUGACUUGUUGGCUGACAUGCACGGUACCCUGACCUUUGUAUUGAUUCCCAGUCAGCAGAGCAAGCCACCUCCUGCGAAGGAGACAGUUAUACAUGUGAAAGCUCAUUUUGACUACGAUCCCUCGGAUGACCCUUAUGUCCCCUGCCGAGAGUUAGGACUCUCUUUUCAGAAAGGAGAUAUACUCCACGUGAUCAGCCAAGAGGAUCCAAACUGGUGGCAGGCUUACAGAGAUGGUGAUGAAGAUAAUCAGCCAUUGGCUGGCCUUAUUCCUGGAAAAAGUUUUCAGCAACAAAGAGAAGCAAUGAAGCAAACCAUAGAGGAAGACAAGGAGCCAGAAAAAUCAGGAAAACUCUGGUGCGCAAAGAAAAACAAAAAGAAGCGGAAAAAGGUUUUGUACAACGCAAAUAAAAAUGAUGAUUAUGACAAUGAGGAAAUUUUGACCUAUGAGGAAAUGUCGCUGUAUCAUCAACCAGCAAAUAGGAAGCGGCCUAUUGUUCUGAUCGGCCCCCAGAACUGCGGCCAGAACGAGCUGCGGCAGCGACUCAUGAACAAUGAGGUGGAACGCUUCGCCUCUGCUGUUCCCCAUACUACUCGGAGCAGGCGAGAGACCGAAGUAGCUGGCAGGGAUUACCAUUUCGUUUCCCGACAGGCAUUUGAGACUGACAUCGCUGCCGGGAAGUUCAUUGAAUAUGGAGAGUUUGAGAAGAACCUCUAUGGUACUAGCAUAGACUCCGUGCGGCAAGUCAUCAACUCUGGCAAGAUCUGCCUUUUAAACCUUCAUACCCAGUCACUGAAGACACUACGAAAUUCAGACUUGAAGCCAUACAUUAUAUUUGUUGCACCACCUUCACAAGAGAGGUUACGUGCUUUGUUGGCCAAAGAAGGGAAAAACCCAAAGCCGGAGGAGCUGAGAGAAAUCAUAGAGAAGACGAGGGAGAUGGAACAGAACAACGGCCACUACUUUGAUACAGCCAUUGUGAAUUCUGAUCUUGAUAAGGCAUAUCAAGAGUUACUUCGGCUAAUAAACAAACUUGACACAGAACCCCAGUGGGUACCCUCUACUUGGCUACGAUGAGAGCCCAGUUCCAAGGGACAAAUGGACUUCAAUCUAGUGAUUUUUCCAAGGAGGUCAUGUGUAGGUCUGCCCAGUUCUAGCAUGAAUGCGUGUGAGCUCUAGACCUCAGUGGCUGCAUCUUUUGCCAGUGAAACUGCAUAUUCUUGGAAAAAAUGUGCCCAUCAGCUUGUGAGCCCAUUUAACUGAUCUAAAGAUUGUCCAAGGCUUUUUUUUGUUCUCUGUGGUCUAGAAGUGGAGACCUUGUCAGUACUAAAUUGUAAAGCUUUAGAUAGUUUGUUGGUGUUUUGUUUUGUUUUGUUUUCUAGCAACUACUUUUAUAUAUAAAUCCACCUUUUUUUUAUUUUUAACCUGGAAUCACCCUUAUGAAAUCUAAGAUUUUUAAGUGUGUGUGUGUGUGUAUAUACAGUCCAUGCUGUCACAUAGUUAUAAAUAUGAAUGUUAUUUAACACUUAACUUAAUGACGUUGUGGAACGUGAUGGUAGUUCAGGAGCAUAAUUCUACAGAUCGUUGGGCAGAGACAUAAUCCAUGUUGUUAUUAAUACAUUAAUAUGAAUGAGAAAUCUCUCCUGUUCACAAAAAAAACCCAACCAAAAUACACAGAAUGAAGAUGCUGCUCUGGUCUGGAGCUGCCCUGUUAAAGCUUGAGCUCAUGUUUUGAUUCUCAGACAUUCCACUUUCUAAUGGCACUGUAAUUGGACAAUGUGUAUAAUGUAAAUAUCUCAAUCCUUGUGUCUUUCUAGUCAGACUUUUUAAAUCAGAUGUGACUGCACAUUGAUUUAUUUUAUUUCUUUUUUAGGUCCAAUCAAAGAUGAGUAUUAUAUGAAUCUUUUAGAUGUCAUAUUUUUUAUGGAGUUUUCAUUGGAACAUAUUGACCGAACGGAGCCGCUAUUUUCCACAGGCCUGUAAAGAUAUUUAGAAAGGCAGAGGUUAUAUUUUUGUGAGGGGGGAAAAAAAAAAAAGAUAUAUAUAGUUAUAAGACAUGUUUAAAAGUCAACUUAAACUUCUCAUGUUUUAUAACAGAAUGCUGACUAAAACAGACUGAUGUGCUGAAGAGCAUUGGAAGGUAGUGUGGGUUUCUCAGUCCUUGCAAAUGGUUCUCAUCUUGUGGCUGUUGGGCUAAUGGAUGACUAACUGGAAUGAAAAUAGCUGAAUGUGGCUACCGUGUGGUAAAUGAGUGUUGUCAUUCGCUAGCCAACACGUAGUCCUGCAUUUGCUCAGUACUGCAGUGAAGGUUUGUGUAAAACACUGGUAACUGAGAAAGGGGAAUGUUUCUAAAUGGUUAAACCAAGCAAAAAAAAACCAAAACACUUGAAACAAGUGAACAAAAGGCAGGGUCUUUCUGUAUCCUAGUGUGUCUUGCAAAGCAGAUGGGAACAUCUCUGCAUCCUCAGAUGAUUCUGAGCUGUGAAGGUUUAACUACAUCUGCAGUAGGGCUGUUCUAUCACUGAAGCUGAAUAGUAGUAUCUUGGAUGUUUUGGGUAGCACGAAGAACCUUGACUGUGAAUAUCUCUUUUUUAGCCAUAGCGUUUCUUUGUUCCUGCAGGUUAAACACUGGAGUUACGUCAAUGUGUAGUUUACUCCUGUCUAAUAUUGAAGGAUGAAAGAGAGUUGAUUUUUUUCCCAUUCUCUCUUGCAUAUAUACUCUUUCUUCAAAUAUUGAUGGAAAAAAUUCACACCCAUAGUUAAACAGAGCUCUAAGUAUACAGCAGAUAAAUUGUCACGUGUCUAGCUUGGUCACUGAACUAACAUUCAGUACAUUUGUGUAUUGAAGAAUGAAGUAUAGAGUGCAUCCCUGUCUUGGUAGAAACCAAAAUUAUUUGAUGGCUUAAUUAAUAUUUAGGGCAGAAAAGCAAUAAGCAAUUAGUGGGGAUAAGUAAUGACCCUUCAGAAAGAAAAGGGGUUCAAAACCUUAAUAUCUUUAGUUCAAUUCAGUGUUAGAAAGAACAAUGUACUAGUUGUUGGCCUAAGGGCUGGAUAUUCAAAAUAAUGGCUGUUUGCCUCACAUUGCAGGCAUGUUCUCAGUUUAAACCACAGUUUGACAGCUACAAUGUUCAGGUAUGUUGGAUAGUCAGUUUCAUAGAUGACAAAAUACUAUAUGGAUUCUACCCCUUCUUAAGAAAGAUGAUUGUAAAUGUAUUAGGCCUUUUGGCAUUGGCAGUUUCAUAGCUGGGCAAGAAGGUGGAAAGCAGUAAAUGUUUAGGGGUGACCUGGCUCGGCUACAUGCUUACAGUCCAAAUCCUUGCAGUCACAAUCAGCUCAGGAUGCUUGCUGAACACUUAGGUAUUCAGUGUUCCCAGGCAGUGUCAGUCACAGUGAGUCAUUCCACUACCAUCUAUCUCCCCAGUUCUUCUGAAAUGGCAUAGAGAAGCUGGUUUUAUACAAACAAGCUUUGGAAUGUGGACUUGAAUGUUGAAGUUCAGCUC
Dryobates pubescens (Downy woodpecker) is the source of this 4757-nucleotide messenger RNA. RefSeq names its product protein associated with LIN7 1, MAGUK p55 family member (gene PALS1). The record is from RefSeq and is a predicted model, not a curated record. Bases 307 to 2334 code for a protein of 675 amino acids. The transcript is spliced from 14 exons. NCBI's taxonomy places the organism in Eukaryota, Metazoa, Chordata, Aves, Piciformes, Picidae. Gene Ontology annotation, cellular component: plasma membrane; adherens junction. Gene Ontology annotation, molecular function: protein binding. Gene Ontology annotation, biological process: establishment or maintenance of polarity of embryonic epithelium; morphogenesis of an epithelial sheet; protein localization to plasma membrane.